Molecule: messenger RNA, 1519 nt
Organism: Lucilia cuprina (Australian sheep blowfly)
Lineage: Eukaryota; Metazoa; Arthropoda; Insecta; Diptera; Calliphoridae
Gene: Hsdl2
Product: hydroxysteroid dehydrogenase-like protein 2
Exons: 1
Coding region: 164-1402 (412 amino acids)
Cellular component (GO): mitochondrion
Source: RefSeq, a predicted model, not a curated record
UUAUAUUUGUAUAUUCAUCCAAAUACUAGUAGUGUCCGUGCACUUUGGACUUUCUCUUCGAACAAACAGCAAUUAAGUGAAAAGAAAGACAGAUUCUAGUUAAAGUACAUUAUUUUCCCUAUUCAUUCCGUAUAAAUCGUUAACAGUGCAAACAAAGUAAAUCAUGAUUAACACCGGUAAAUUAGCAGGCAGAACCUUAUUUGUAACUGGUGCUUCUCGUGGUAUUGGCAAAGCUAUUGCCUUAAAGGCAGCCCGUGAUGGUGCUAAUAUUGUAGUGGCUGCUAAAACCGCUGAACCACAUCCCAAAUUACCCGGUACGAUUUAUUCGGCAGCUGAGGAAAUUGAAAAAGCUGGCGGUAAGGCUCAUCCUUGUAUUGUCGAUGUUCGAGAUGAAAAUGCAGUACGUUCUGCUGUGCAGGAGGCUGUGGCGAAAUUUGGUGGCAUUGACAUUUUGGUAAAUAAUGCUAGUGCCAUUUCUUUGACGGGCACUUUACAAACUGAAAUGAAAAGAUUUGAUUUAAUGCAUCAAAUCAAUACCCGUGGUACAUUUUUGGUUUCGAAAGAGUGUUUGCCCUAUUUAAUGAAAUCUAAUCAUGCUCAUAUUUUAAAUCUUUCUCCUCCUCUGAAUUUGAAUCCCAAAUGGUUUGCUCCUCAUGUGGCUUACACCAUGGCCAAGUAUGGCAUGUCUAUGUGUGUUUUGGGCAUGAGUGAAGAAUUCCGUGAUAAGGGUAUUGCCGUCAAUGCCUUGUGGCCACGUACUGCUAUACAAACUGCCGCCAUUGAAAUGUUAACCGGUCCGGAUAGCUCUAAAUGGUCACGCAAACCAGAAAUUGUGUCCGAUGCUGCCUAUGCCAUUUUAAUCAAGGAGCCCAAAGAAGCCACUGGCAAAUUCUUUAUUGAUGAUGAGGUUUUACAAGCCAAUGGUAUUACUGAUCUUAAGCAAUAUGCCUGUGAUCCCAAUAUGUCGGAUAAAUUAAUGAUGGAUUUCUUUUUGGAAGAACCCUCUUACACCUCAUUGGAUCAACCAACGGAAACACCAGCCUCCAGCUCUUCAGGCGCCGCGUCCGGUAAUAUACCACAACUUUUUAGCAAAAUUGAGUCUUUGCUUUCGGCCGAAAUUGUCAGCAAAACACAGGCUGUUUAUCAGUUCAAUAUCACAGGCAAUGAGAAGGGCACCUGGUUUUUGGAUUUGAAAAAUGGUGCUGGUUCUUGUGGUGAAGGAGCCCCCUCCUGUCAAGCUGAUGCUGUGCUCACCAUGAAAGAUAAGAAUUUCUCUGACAUGUUUGCUGGCAAGUUGAAGGCUGCACCUGCUUUUAUGACUGGAAAAUUGAAAAUCACGGGAGAUUUGCAAAAAGCCAUGAAAUUGGAAAAACUUAUGAAAGCUUUAAAAUCGAAGUUAUAAGAAGGUCCUUUAUAAGGCACUGAACAUUUUUAUUAUUUUUAUUAUUAUUGUUUAGAAAGUUGGUUUAUAUUGAACAAAAUUAUUAUUAUAAAUGCAUUGCAUCUUUAUUAUUAUUAU